This is a messenger RNA of Protopterus annectens (West African lungfish), 1763 nucleotides long. It is a transcript of the gene METTL23, whose product is annotated as methyltransferase like 23. Gene Ontology annotation, cellular component: nucleus; cytoplasm. NCBI's taxonomy places the organism in Eukaryota, Metazoa, Chordata, Ceratodontiformes, Protopteridae. The coding region runs from base 204 to 929 and encodes 241 amino acids. The transcript has 5 exons. The record is from RefSeq and is a predicted model, not a curated record.
CGUAAAUUAAUUUACGAUUAGACCACGCCUUCACAAAGAAACGCGUAAUCGUCUUUUUGGUUGUAGGAUUUAUAAAAUGUAGAGUGAAAGAAGUAAUGCGUUUGGCCUGGUGCUGGAUCGUUAAAAAUGGGCUUGCUGUUACCUGAGAAGUAGUUGGUAAAUGAAUAGAAAGGAAGGCUGGUGAAUAGUACCGCGGUGUUAAGAUGACUGAGGAGGGAGCGCUGCAGAUUGCUAAUAAAAUAUUUCGUUUUAAAAACGAGGGCGAGACAAACAGCGGGUACCAUUUGGUGAUUUCAAUUCCUGAGGUGUUGGAUCCCCAGUAUGGAAUGUAUGUGUGGCCUUGUGCAGUGGUCCUUGCUCAGUACCUGUGGUUUCAUAGAGACAUGCUACCUGGCAAAAGUAUUCUGGAGAUAGGAGCAGGUGUCAGUUUGCCUGGCAUAGUGGCUGCUAAAUGUGGUGCCAAUGUAACACUUUCUGACAGUGCUUGCCUUCCUUGCUGCUUAGAGAAUUGCCAUAGAAGUUGCCAAAUGAACAGCUUGUCAGAUGUUCACAUUGUGGGGCUUACUUGGGGUCAGAUAUCCCCUGACCUGUUACUUUUACCAACACUGGACAUCAUUCUGGGAUCUGAUGUAUUUUACGAACCAGAAGAUUUUGAAGAUGUUUUAAUGACCAUUUACUUCCUUCUGUGUAAAAACCCCCAUGCUCAGUUUUGGAUGACUUAUCAGGAGCGAAGUGCAGAGUGGUCAAUUGAAGCCUUGCUAAUGAAAUGGCACAUGAAGUGCAUGCACAUUCCUUUGGAGUCCUUCCACGCCAAUAAGGAUCUGCUUGCUGGAUCUCUUCUGCCCGGAAAUCACAGUAUAAAAAUGAUGAUCAUCACAUUGUCUGAAGACCAGUUAGAAGUAACUCAUCGAAGCCUUACACUGCAUUAGCUUUCUCUAGUAUAUCAUACCAAUUUGCCUGUAGCAUGGGUCAUUUCGACUCAUUUAAAAAUGCUAACUGAGCUCAGCCAUCAUGUUUUUAAUACAAAAGGCCAUCUCUAUGCACAUAGAGAUUCUUAUUCCUGUAUCACUAAUGACCAGGGUUCAAGAAAUGAGCCAACACAGAGGAAGAGAUGACCAAGGAGGUAUGGCUGGUCUAAGGUCUUUUUCUGUCUUCAUUGAUGGUGGUAAAAUGUUGGGUUUUGGUUAUCUUGGCCAGAUUUACUACUAUGGAAAAAUUAAGUGCCAUACCCAUUCUAUUUGCAUUUAAGCUAUAGGCAGUAGUAAGACAUUUGAAAUAUAUGUUCAGCUACAAGGUGUAUUGUAUUAUAUAGAGCAUAUAUCAGGGUAAGUAGGGAAUAUAAGUAUCAAUGCUUCCCACUGCUCUAGGGCUGUGAAAAUUGGUCCCAUCUCUCUGUUGUCCCUGAUUGUGUCAAGUUAUUGAUAUGCAGGAAAUCACUGUGGGUAGGAGGAGGUUGUCAGAGUAGAGAGUUUGGUUGGAUAUAGCUUGGUGUUGGAGGUAAAAAGACUUGAGCAUGAAGUAUGUUUGUUAAAUGCUUAGUUUUUUAUGUUUGUUAAAUGCUUAGUUUUACGUAUUAUAAUGCCUAAAUAAAGGAUAAUGAAGGCUAAUUAAUAACAAUAAAACCAAAAGUGGGAAAUGCAACCAAACUGAAACUGAGUCAAAAGGCAACCACGAAAUGAAACAAUCGCCACCAGGAAGUCAGCCAAAGCUCUUUAUUCCAAAACCAAGCAGACAAGGCUGUCACCAGCCACGAAAAAACAUGU